Molecule: messenger RNA, 2594 nt
Organism: Lactuca virosa
Lineage: Eukaryota; Viridiplantae; Streptophyta; Magnoliopsida; Asterales; Asteraceae
Source: the annotation of a GenBank genome assembly
CUGUAUGUAGGUCAUUCGAUUGGAGAGUAUCUAUCUUCUACUAGGAGACCUUCAUGAAAACAUGGCUCUGGUACCUACUCGUUUAGACUCGUUUCACAGCUCAGUAUACAAGCUCCAUUUCUUCAGGUACUGCUCUUAUAAUCCUUUCAAGAAACACAAAGUCAUUGCUAAUUAUGAAAGUAAUUCGACAAAUUUAAACCCGACCCCCCAUAAAAAAUCCAAAAUUGUUCUUAGAAAUAAGAACAAUGAAGCGGGUUCUAUCGCAGAAUCACCGAUUUUGCAGUCAAAAAGUAACACUAGUGGUGGUUGGUUAGAGAAAUGGGAUGAUACCCACAAGCAAAAUUGGCCUAAAAAGGCUGAACCAGUUUUAAAUUAUCGAUAUGGGGACGAUUCCGAUAGUGAUGAUGGCGGUGUACACCGUAGUACUGGUAGUACGAUGGACAAAAUCGUGGAGAAACUAAAGAAAUUUGGGUAUGUCGAUGACGUUAAAGAAAAGAAAGAGAGGGAAAUCGAGAAGGGUUCAAUUGAGGACAUAUUCUACGUUGAGGAAGGGAUUUUACCGAAUUCCAGAGGUGGGUUUUCACCGGAAUCACCUCUUGGAGUUGAAGACGUGUUUAGGGGUAGUAACGGGAAAGUGCGAUUCCCAUGGGAGAAACCUUCAGAGGAAGAUGCGAAUAGGAAUUCAGUGAGGCAAAAGAGUAAGACUUGUGUGGCGGAAUUGACGAUUCCAGAGUCGGAAUUGAGGAGGUUGAGGAACUUAGCUUUUAAAUUGAAGAACAAGACAAGAAUCACGGGUGCUGGUGUUACUAGAGAAAUGGUGGCUUUGAUUAAAGAUAAGUGGAAAUCAGCAGAAGUUGUGAAGCUCAAAAUCGAAGGAUCUGGUGCACUUAAUAUGAGGCGCAUGCAUGAGAUAUUAGAAAUGAGAACUGGAGGGUUAGUGAUUUGGAGAUCCGGAAGCACCAUUGCUCUCUAUAGAGGCGUAGAAUACAAAGACCCUUCUUUAAAACAACAAAAACGUGAAUACAACAAACAACUUUCACAAAAAUCGUCUUUUUCUGACACUGCUUCAAUGGAAGAAGAAGAUUCACAAGUCCAAGAAUUAGACACAGAAACAGACAACAGCUAUGAAAAAGAAGUGGACAAGCUUCUAGAAGGAUUGGGCCCGAGGUACACUGAUUGGCCAGGGUGUGAUCCACUACCCGUGGAUGCGGAUUUGUUACCAGGAACCCUCGAUGGGUAUGAACCACCUUUUAGAAUACUUCCAUAUGGAGUCAAAGCUACACUUAUUGGAAAAGAAGCUACUACUUUAAGAAGGCUUGCAAGAGUUCUUCCUCCACAUUUUGCUUUAGGUAGAAGCAGACAACAUCAAGGUUUAGCAGCUGCAAUAAUUAAGUUGUGGGAAAGGAGUUCAAUUGCAAAAGUUGCUCUAAAACGUGGUGUUCAACUAACUACAAGUGAGAGAAUGGCUGAAGAUAUCAAGAAAUUGACAGGAGGGAUACUUUUGUCAAGAAACAAAGAUUUCUUGGUGUUUUACAGAGGAAAAGAUUUCUUGUCACCCAAUGUUUCAGAGGUUUUAUUAGAAAAAGAAAGACUUGCAAUAUCUUUACAAGAUGAAGAAGAGGAAGCAAGAUUAAGAGCAUCAACUUUUAUAACACCAAAAGUUGAAAAAUAUGAACAUUUGAGAGGAUCUACAGGGACACUUGGAGAAAGUCUUGAUGCAAAUGCUCGAUGGGCAAAAAAGCUUGAUGAUGAUCAUAAGAAAAAAGUUUUUCAAGAAGCAGAAGUAAUUAGACAAGAGGAUCUUGUUAGAAAGCUUGAAAGGAAGCUUAGAUUUGCUGAUAAAAAAUUAAUGAAAGCAGAACACGCGUUAUCAAAAGUGGAAGCAUUUCUAGAUCCAGCGGAUCGACCCGCGGAUCCAAAUAGUAUCACAGAUGAGGAAAGAUUUAUGUUCAGGAAACUCGGUUUAAGGAUGAAAGCUUUCUUACUCCUUGGUAGGCGUGGGGUGUUUGAUGGAACUGUGGAAAAUAUGCAUCUUCAUUGGAAAUAUAGAGAAUUGGUUAAAAUUAUUAUAAAAGAAACAAAUUUUGAAGAAGUUAAAAAUAUAGCAUUAUCACUUGAAUCAGAAAGUGGAGGUGUAUUAGUUUCGGUUGAUAAAAUUUCAAAAGGGAAAGCUUUGGCACGUUCUAUUGAGCUUCAAAGACGUGAGGCUCUUAUGAAUCAUAUCUCAACUUUGAAUGCAAGAAUGAGAAAACUGCAAUCUGAAAUCGAACAUGUUUCAACUAUCAAAGAUGAAGUAGAUGAGGAGUUAUAUGACAAAUUAGAUGCGGCUUAUUCCACCGAAGAUGAAGAUAGUGAGGUGGAAGGAGAAGAUGUCUAUCUUGAUACAUAUGAGAGUGAAGAAGAUGAAAAUGGUCACUUGGAAGAUGAAGAAACGGAUUAUGUGGAUCAUCAAGUAGCUGUGUAAACGGUUGCAACGUAGAUAAAGUUAUGUAUAUUGACUCUAAAUUUCAUUAUAAUUGUAAUUUCUGGGAAAAAUAGAGAAAGGUAUGACGUGUUUUUAUCAUUUUAUCUAUUUAUUCUCUUAACCAUUUUCC